This is a messenger RNA of Sinocyclocheilus rhinocerous, 2358 nucleotides long. RefSeq names its product cytochrome P450, family 39, subfamily A, polypeptide 1 (gene cyp39a1). The transcript has 12 exons. The coding region runs from base 118 to 1515 and encodes 465 amino acids. The record is from RefSeq and is a predicted model, not a curated record. Gene Ontology annotation, biological process: cholesterol homeostasis; bile acid biosynthetic process. Lineage: Eukaryota; Metazoa; Chordata; Actinopteri; Cypriniformes; Cyprinidae. Gene Ontology annotation, molecular function: heme binding; iron ion binding; oxysterol 7-alpha-hydroxylase activity.
AGGAAAUCCGAUCUGAUACGUGACCGCUGAUCAGUGUAAUCAGAUAUGUUAACAGGACCUUUUGACACAGACUCAUCAUAUGCGCUCCAGACGAGCAUCACUGAACUCUAGGUUGCGAUGGAAUGGAUUACUUUAAUUUUGACUGUAUCUAUUGUGAUUAUUUCUUUUCAUCUUCUCUUUGGCAAAAGAAGUCAUCCCAAUGCUCCUCCAUGCGUAAGAGGUUGGAUACCUUGGUUUGGUGCUGCUUUUGAAUUUGGCAAAGCACCUUUGCAUUUCAUUCAGCAAGCCAGAGCCAAAUAUGGCCCAGUUUUCACUGUUGUAGCUGCUGGGAAAAGACUGACAUUUGUGACCCUAAAUGAGGAUUUCCGAGCUUUCUUCACCUCCAAAGAUGUUGAUUUUGAACAAGCAGUGCAAGAAGCUGUUCACAACACAGCUUCUAUCAGCAAAGACUGUUUCUAUAAAACCCAUCCAACCUGUGCCACCGUAAUCAAAGGCAGACUGACUCCGGGCAACACAGCAAUGCUCUCUGUUCAUCUCUGUGAAGAAUUUAAUGACCAUCUGGAGAACUUUGGAAGUGAAGGAUCUGGACAGCUGAAUGAGAUCAUCAAGAGUGUUAUGUAUCCAGCAGUAAUGAGCAACUUACUGGGCCGAUGUAACUCCCCUAAUAAUGCCCUCACGAGGCAGGAGUUCCUGGAGAAGUUCACAACGUAUGAUGAAGGAUUUGAAUAUGGCUCCCAACUCCCAGACAUGUUCUUGAAGCAAUGGGCAAACUCAAAGCAAUGGCUCCUUUCUCUGCUGAGAAAUAUGGCUAUCAGAUCACAGGAGACCCUCUACAAUGAGAAUGAUGGAAAGACUUUACUACAGCACCUGGCUACUGCAAUAAGUGACAAAUAUCUUCCCAAUUAUGGUUUACUUUUGCUUUGGGCUUCCCUGGCAAAUGCUAUACCAAUUACAUUUUGGGCUAUUGCUUUUAUUUUGGCCAAUCCUGAAGCGUAUAAGAUUGCAAUGGAUCAGAUCAACGCUGCCCUCAGAGACCAAGACAAGGAGAAGACAAAGGUGACCCUAGAUGACUUACAGCACAUGCCAUAUGUGAAGUGGUGUAUCAUGGAAGCCAUUCGGCUGAGGGCCCCUGGAGCCAUCACUCGUAAAGUAGUGCGGCCUCUCAAAUUACAGAAUUAUGUUAUCCCACCUGGAGACCUGCUGAUGUUGUCUCCCUACUGGGCUCACCGAAACCCCAAAUAUUUCCCAGACCCGGAAGAUUUCAAACCUGAACGAUGGGAAAAGGCAGAUUUAGAAAAGAAUGUCCACUUGGAAGGGUUUGUGGCAUUUGGAGGGGGGAAAAAUCAGUGCCCAGGAAGGUGGUACGCUGUUAUGGAAUUGCAUAUGUUUGUGGCACUCAUCCUCUACAAGUUUGAAUUCACCCCGCUGGAUCCUGUACCCAAACCGAGCCCUCUGCAUUUGGUGGGAACCCAGCAGCCAGACGGAACCUGUACAGUGAGAUACAAGCAUAGAUAGAGCGCUCAUGUUCAGAGGCCUGUGCUACUGCUUUAGAGAUUUGUUGACAGUCUUGACACAAGAGUUGCAGAGAUCAACCGCAUAUCCUGGGCUUCAAAGGUUUGAAGCAUCAUGGUGAAUGUUAAACAGUGACUUGGACACAGGCAAAUACUAUAUCCCUCUAAAAGAAACCAGAAAAUCACAUAAUGCUAAAGGUAAUUUAGGAUAUUAGCUUUAAUAUAUAUUACAGUUUUGUUGGGUCAACCUCUUGUAUAACUGAUGGCAUAAUAGAGAUGAUAUAUAUCAGAAAGCAUGAGGUUGUGGAAAUUCCUUUCCCAGACUGAGAGACUUUAUCAUUUUCAGGAUGUAUGAAAUAAACAAAAUGUAUUGCUGUAUGUGACUGCAGUCAUAUAAUACAGUUAAACAUCUUGUGCACGAAAUAGAUGGAGUAAAGACAAGUUUAUAGACAAUAUAACUAAGUGGAGGUUCUCUUUUGUGAAGCAGAAAUAUGUAAACACAUUAUUAUGUGUAUAAACACCAUGCUUCUUUUUCUGUAGUGGUGAAAAGGAUUGUUUCUAUAAACACAUCUGUCUUGUAGUCUGUAAGUUCUUUACUGCAUCUGUGUACACGCAUUUCUGGAUAAUAUUACAUAAUAUUACAUGACAUAAGUUGGAGUAAUUUUAUGUGCUCGGAUGCAAGCAUCUUUAAUUCGUAAGUCAAAUAGAUUGUUUACAUGCAUUAAAUAUAUACUCGAUUGAAUCAAUCACUGGUAUUGUAUACAUUUGGAAGAUGAAAAUCCUUUGUGCUACUUUGCAGUGCGUUUCACUAAAUAACAAGUUUAAUUGUGUUGGAAUAAAGAACAUG